Salvelinus namaycush (lake trout) is the source of this 3184-nucleotide messenger RNA. It is a transcript of the gene dcaf17, whose product is annotated as ddb1 and cul4 associated factor 17. NCBI's taxonomy places the organism in Eukaryota, Metazoa, Chordata, Actinopteri, Salmoniformes, Salmonidae. The record is from RefSeq and is a predicted model, not a curated record. Gene Ontology annotation, biological process: protein ubiquitination. Gene Ontology annotation, cellular component: Cul4-RING E3 ubiquitin ligase complex. The transcript is spliced from 14 exons. The coding region runs from base 515 to 2041 and encodes 508 amino acids.
UGGCGAAGGGUAACGUCUACAAAACGCAGUCCACUCUGUUUGUUACAGAUUCUAGUUUUGAAAACUGAAAACUGUAUGGAGAUCAAAUGUUUCAUCGUUGAUAUAAUCUGAAGAAUCCCGGCCAAAAUCCACCUCGCUCUAUCGUCUCCCACUGCCGACCGCUGGUCUUCCUCUCAUCCCCAUAUUUGGUAGUGAGCGGAAACGCCAACCGGAUGCUUCACAUUUAUACAUCCGGUGAAAUAUAUGGCUCGUUCUAUCUGUGAUCACUGUUUAUCUGAUGCUAAAGACACGUCGUUUUAGCAGUCGUGAUAGUUAGUUAUGCCUAUUUGAUUAUCGUGUUCUAAAGGACGAGGUUUGUGUAUACGUAGUAUUUGGUUGUAAACGAAUCAUUAACAUGGUUGGGAGUAUCGAAUACCGACGUGGAUAACAGUUGAACUGCGCUUGCUUUGUUUUGGACACACUAGUGGUAUUGUGUGGAGUGUUCCAGCCCCUGUGCAUUGAGCGCCUCCUAGUGAUGCCUCAGCUGAGAGGGAAAAAUGUUGCAGCCUACCUAGACCUGAGAUCAAGAGGCAUUUUUGACGCUGGCACUUUGUCAAAACUCAACUUGAAGAUUCUCAGGGGUAUUGUCCUCCAGGACAGCAAAGACUUCACCAAAGUCUGGACCAAGUCGUCAAAAUCCACUAUAUUUUAUGAGAGUGGGAGGAUUUAUUUUGAAAAUUAUCAGUGCUGCUUCAGUAGCCUUCCAUCUGAGCCACAACUUCUGUAUGAAUUACCCAAGCGGUCCAAAGCGGAGAAGAUUGAAGAUGCAUUGCUAUGCCAGUGCCCUCUUGACAAAGGGUUGCCAACACCGUCAGAUCAAAAACCUAGCCUCUUGGCCCUGACUAGCAAUAAUUGGCUGUAUCGCUUCUCAGCUGUGACAGGACAACAAUUGGAGAACGUUUACUUGUCCCCACAUCACAAGUUCAGAUACCUUGGCUGGGAUGUAUCGCAGGAAACAUUUUAUGUCAAGUCCAUUCAGAAUAAAGUGACAUCUUCAGCAAGACAGGCAGGUUUCAACCAAAACACCUUGCUGUACCUCGCCGUGUUCCGCGUUUUCCCCCUGCAACUUGUGGGCGUUCUGGAGAUCAACAAAAGUAUAUUUGGAAGCACUGUCAUUGAUGUAGUUCUGUCCCAAGGGGUCCUUGCAGUUUCUCACAGUACCAAGACUGUGAAGCUCUAUAGCUUUGAAGACAUUCUGAAUAAGUACAUAAGAACGGAAUUGGUUCUUGGGGAGCAGUGUCAUUCAGAAGGUGGUAAAACUGUGGGAGAAGCUCCAUUUGGCAUUCCAGUGAAUAUCCACAUCAACGAAUGCCCCCCAGUGCUGUUUGAGGUGUCAUGCUUCGAUAAUGGAGUACAGAUCGGAGGCCAUCCAUGGCACUAUAUCUUCACCCUACCCCAUAAGAAACACCAGGGGUCGUACCGCAUCUGCUCUCUCAAGGAUAACACCCUGGCAAAGCAUGGAAUACAAGACAUGAAGUGCUGUUCUCUGGAGUCUGACUGGAUCUACUUCCACCCUGAUGACUCAGGAAGAAUCAUCCAUGUUGGACCUAGCACCAUAAAUGUGCUGAAAAUUCUGAGUGAACUGGAGAGUGAUGCACAGUUCGAUAUAGUGAAGGAGUUUUCCAUCACAGCUCAUCGAGACGAUGCUGCCUCCCAGAUCAAUGUCACUUCCUCAGGCCGCACAGUGAAGAGAAGAUUUUAUCAGCUGGAUGAUGACCCAGACCGAGAGACAUUCCGGAUGGUGGAGUAUGAGGAUGAGCUUGACCUUCUGGCUGUUGUGGAGGUGACCCACAGAGAGGAUGAGGGGAAGGCCCACGUCAGACUCCAUGACAACAACACUGGAGCGUUACUGAAGAGGGUUCCACUUGUGGAGUCGUGGGAUGUGACUUACAGCCACGAGCUGUUCUUUGACAGAGAUACAAUUGUUCAUAUUGAACAGACGAAGAACAAUAACUUCUGCUGCCAUGUCUACAAACUCAGUCGUGGACAAGCAGAUGAGUGAAGUUGAGACAUUCCUUCCAAUUGCUAAUGAUGUUAGUCAAAAAGAUUCCUCAAGUAAAUAGCCCCGUUGAAUGUGUUUUCCUAGUUAUUAUUUACACUUUCUUUCCCAAUAAGGACUACAUGUUGUCAUUCUGUUAUUUUGAAGAUGUUGUUGGUACUCUAAUAAUGUGUCUUAAAUAGUUCUUCCAAUACAACUGUUGGCUAACUGGGCUACUUCUGCAUUUUAUUUUUAGGACAUAUGAAUUAAGUCACAAAAUGUCUAAAUUAACUGAUAAAAAUAGUUGUACAUGUUUGAUCAUCAAAGAAGAGCUGUGAAUUUAGGUUCUCUGAUCUUUUUUUAACCGCAUGUAAGCACAUUCCCGCCACCCAAAAAUAAAAAUAAAUGUCAAGAUGCAUGGAAGUCAAACAUUUUAUAUACUCAAAAUUGAGGAUAUGUUUCUUCUUUGCCAUGAUCAGCAGAGCAAAGCCGCUGGCAAAUGUGUGGCAUGCUGGAAUUUGCCCCAGCACUUUUGAUUCGGCUUCAUAAAAAAUAUUGACACAAAGUGUUGAAAAGAGGGACAAAGUAUUGUUCUUUAGACUGAUUUGCCUCAUGAUUUGUCAACUCGUGCACAAUUCAUCUGUGCUUUAGUCUGAUCAACUGUAGCCUAACCACAGCUGCAGGUAGCCUAGAGAAGCCUAUGCGCUCUGAUCCCCUCUGGCCAAGGGAAACGAAGCGGUAACGUCAUGUAUUUAUAGCCUAAGCUAUGUAUUUAUAGUCUAAAAUAGGCCCAUUUAUUUGUUUGACUUCCUAUCCAAAAUGAUUGACUGGAAUUAAUCAACACAAUAGCGAAGACAUACUGUGUGAGUAACUCUAAUUACAGAUGCAAAGGCCUACAUAAUGCAACCCUGCAUGAAGCAAGCUCAGCCCUGUUUGUUAUAUUGUCUAAUUGCAGUUUUUGUGUAAAUAAGUACUCCCUAGAGCCAGGAGUUUUUAAUAACAUAUGCCCUGAUUUAGAACAACUCUGGUCCCGUAACAGCUCAUAUAAAACCGUUUUAAGAGCUGAUUUUACUUUAUUACUAUUUUUUGUUUUAUUUUUAACACCUUGCACUGCCACCCUUUUGUAUUCUUUUGGGCAUGGAUUAAAUUAAGUAUAUUAUUUUUGCA